Molecule: messenger RNA, 507 nt
Organism: Penicillium soppii
Lineage: Eukaryota; Fungi; Ascomycota; Eurotiomycetes; Eurotiales; Aspergillaceae
Exons: 2
Coding region: 1-507 (168 amino acids)
Biological process (GO): autophagy of mitochondrion
Cellular component (GO): mitochondrial outer membrane
Source: RefSeq, a predicted model, not a curated record
AUGGCCUUCAGACUCUUCACUCACCAACCAACAACUCUCCUUCGCCUCGGCCUAGGCGUAGGAAUUGGACUCUCAGCAGCAACCCUCCACCCGCUAUCCCCCUUCCGCGCCGCACCAAUGCUAUGCGACUAUGCCGCGCCGCAUCCCCAACAAUCAACCCUAAACAAAGACCCAGGGUGGGCCGUGAAUUCCGAAUCUGCACAAAAGAGCCGGCCACGGACCGGGCUGUUGAAUCCACAGACUAUGCGGCAGGUUAGCCUGGGAAGUGUGUUGGGGUUGGUAGCGGGUGUUGGGCUGAGGGCUUUCUCGAAGGCGCUGGUUGUUAUCUUGGGUAUGGGGGUUGUAUUUGUUGAGUUCGCUGCUUCCAAGGGAUAUAAUAUCCUUCCGCUCCAGCGGAUGCAGAAAUACGUCAAGAACGUCGAUUUGAAGCGAGCUAUGAGUCAAAACCGGCCGUUUAAGAUUAGUUUUGGUGCUAUGAUGGCUAUGGCUGCAUUUGCGAAUUUCUAG